AUGGAUAUGACAGCCAGGGAAGAUACAUACACACAUACAUACAUGGACGGACGAAUACAUGGUGGACCAGCUGCACACACCGUAUAUAUAUAUAAGAGCACCAACGCUGACCACACAACAAUGUCCCGCCCGAUCCCUAUACGUUGCAAGACUACGAGUAAUAUGGCUAGUGCCGCGGUUAUCGACAUGGAGAACACGAGUAACGAGGCGAACGGUAGUGGUAGCUCGUUCCAAAUGCUGGGCAGUCCCAACCGUGCCCAUGUGAGGGACGUCUUGGCUACUUCGCCGGCGCCAAGCUCACAGUUUAAGAGUUUCAGAGACAAUUUCAUAAAUACACAGAACGUCUUUACCGGGGACAUAUUUGGUGUUCCGCUGGAUAAAUCGCUGCAACACGCUCAUGCAAAGGUCGUUGUGCAAACAGAUCUUUUGAAACUGGGCGAUAUUCCUGUGGUGGUGGCUAAAUGCGGAGCUUAUUUGAAAGCGCACGGAUUGAAGACAAAUGGAAUAUUUAGGAAAGCAGGUAAUAAUAAGCGUGUGAAGGAAUUACAAGCUAUAUUCAGUACACCGCCGGAAUAUGGGUUUGAGUUUAGUGAUUGGGACAAUUACACGAUUCAUGACGUGGCUACUUUGUUACGAAGGUAUUUGAAUAAUCUAACUGAACCGUUGAUUUCUUUGAAUUUGUAUGACGCCUUUAGGAAGCCGCUGAAGAGUAGACCCAGAGUAUUGAGGUUUUUGGACAAGCAACACCAAUUGCAGGAUGGGACAACGACAAAUGCAGAACUGAGUAGUAUAGUCCCUUCUUCAUUGUCGCUAUCGUUAUUGGAAAAGGGAGACAUAGCAGAUGACGAUAUUGACAUGGAGACGGAUGAAGAAGACCGUCAUAGCAUGAAGAAAAUACGCUAUAAGAAACGCGUGGCAAGAGAUAUACGGGAGUCAUUAGAUGAAUAUCAGGAAUUAUUCGGACUCCUGUCAGAGAAUUCAAGAAAUUUAACCAUAUAUUUACUCGACUUGUUAAGUCUGUUUGCUCGAAGUUCUGAACUAAACCUAAUGAAUGCAAGAAAUUUAAGUGCCAUUUUCCAACCAUGUCUCCUAUCACAUCCGGAACACGAUAUGGAACCCAAGGAAUAUGAACUUUCCAGACAAGUUAUCGAAUUCUUAAUAGUUUAUUCUUUCAAAUUACUACCGGAACUGUUGAAAGUGAAAAGAACAACCCCAUUAUCACCUACUCAUGACAGCACUCACAAUAAAGGGUUUCUUUCACCCAUAACCUCCCCGGUCGGAUUUGGUCAUUCCCUUAUGAAAAUACAUGGCUCGUCCAAAAAUUCAAGUUCCAAUAAAGUACACAUUGUGGAAAAGAAAAGCCCCUCCAAAUCCAUGGAUUCUAGUAUAUCUUCCACUUCCAAGAAAUCGGGCAAACUCUUCCCCUGGCUGCAUAAAUCAGCCGUUCUGAGUGACUCGAUCAUUACAGAGGGAGAGGAUGAUUCAGACUUGUCGCCCCGAUUGGAGGAAGAUGACCCUCUAGCAACACAUACUCGAUCGCCACCACACGCCAUCGCAGCGGAUGCAAAACUCCUGUCACCCACCAAAAUACACAAAACACACAGCAACACAGACGAUGCGGAGGGGAAGAGACGCGGGUCAUGGUUUGCCAAGUUUAGACGAGGUUCCAACAGUUCCAAUUCUAAGUAA
Messenger RNA from Naumovozyma castellii, 1689 nucleotides. RefSeq names its product GTPase-activating protein BAG7 (gene BAG7). NCBI's taxonomy places the organism in Eukaryota, Fungi, Ascomycota, Saccharomycetes, Saccharomycetales, Saccharomycetaceae. The coding region runs from base 1 to 1689 and encodes 562 amino acids. The transcript has a single exon. The record is from RefSeq and is a predicted model, not a curated record.